AUGCGGGCAACAAAGAAAGCCGGUGUGAAGAAUGAAGGUCCUUCAACUCUCUGGAGAUCCCAAGAGGAAGCCAGAGAUUUCUGCCAGGAAGGGGAUCGGGAACUGGCCAACGGCAAUCUCCCAUUGGCCACCACUUACUAUGUUGCUGGGUUCCUUCUCUGUGCCCCCACGGCCGUCAACAAGAUGGCGGCUCUUGAGAAGGAGGCCCGGGCCAACAUGGUCGCCAUCUUGGAAAGCUGGUGUCAAGGAGAAAGCUCCAUCCCAAAACUUGGGAACCAUCCUGUGAACCCUGCCCUGCUCAACGUCGCAACGGCGGCGGCUUUUCUCCUGGCCUUUGACCCCCACAACGUGACUGCCUUGCUCUUCGAGAUGGACGCUUUGCUGAAGGCAGGCCAGCCUCUCCGCGUGGCCAGCCAGUGUGACUCCCUGCUCGAGGCCCACCCUUGCACGGAGCUGGUUCUCACCCGCGCUUUGGCCCUGGUGCUGUCCCAAACGCACUUCCGAGAGGGGGUCGCCGAGUAUCUCCGGGCCUUUGCGGGAAGCCGGAACGAGACGGUGGGGUUCGUGAGCCGUAGACAGAGGAGAUACCUGGAGAAGAUCAUCCAGGCUUGUUUGGAUGGCCUCUCGCUUCCAGACAAUGGUCCGAAGGAGACACUUAGCCGGAAAGAUCUGUGCUACGACUUCCUGGCUGCCAUAGCCCCCGAGGACCUCCGGGUCUGCCCCCUUCUGGUCCGGCAUCUUUUCGAGCGACGUAUGUACGAGGAAUGCGUGUCCCUCUCCAGCAGGGCCUUAGAAGCCUUCUCCUCCAGCGGUUCAUCGGGCGGCCAAGAGACCUCAAGUCUUUUGAUGCACCGAGCUGCGGCUUUCUUGGCUAUCGGACGCCACGUCCCGGAGAUGCUGAAGGACCUUGUGGGCGCCUUUGAAGCUUACCCCAAGCUGGCCAAGACCUCCUUUGAAGCCCUCUUCUCUCCACGAGAAGCUGAAAGGGUUGAGGAGCAUGCCCGGACAGUCCUGGAGGCGGAUUUUGCCGCUUACAAAGACGCCAUCCGGGUGAGGAACGAAGUCCGGAGCAACGGUGGCCAAGUGUUGAUUCCUCCCGUUCUCCGUACACUCCAUUUCCUGGUCCAGAUCGCCCCGGAGUCACUGCGAGAACUGAACGUCCAUCUAGCCGAUUGCUACCUCUUAGAAGGCAACAUCUCAGCCUCCUUGGAAGUUUGCGACCGUCUCCUGGCCUCUGCAGAAACCACCUACCGAAACACCCUCCUGGCCCAACGGGGCUUCUGCCACCUUCAUGCCAACCGCCGCCCCGAAGCCCUUCAAGAUUUCCAAGCCGUCCUUGAAGACCUCGUGCCGCAUCCAAGCAGCUGUGUGAAGGCCCUUUGCGGGCGAGGAUUGAUCCGAGCCUGGGCCGGCCAUCCCUAUCUCACCGCCUUGGAUUACCUGACCGCCUGCAGACUGCGGUUUGAGGAAACCGGCUUUGUGAUCAAGGCCUACAUCCCUUGGAACCAGAGAGGGUUCCUCUUGGUCACCCUUCAGGAGCAAGUCCAGAAGAUGCUGGAAAGAAAGGAGACAGUUCGAUGCAAGUCAGAGGACCGAUUGGAGAAAUCCGGAUGGCUGGAUGACCUCCAGAAAGACAGGGAUUCCCUUGGGAUCCACCCAUUGGCUUCUCUUCUCUUGGAACUGGGCGUUUCUCGGCUGCUGUGUGCCGAUGCUUUGUACCAGCUGGGUCGCCUGGAAGAGAGCCACCAGAUCCUCCGGUUGGGUCUCUCAAAGGAUCCUGAGAGAUCCCCCGUUCUGGUCAGGCUGGCUCUCCUUCAGCUAAAGAAAGGCCAUGUGGACGGAUGCAAUGAGUACCUGAAGAAGAUGAUUGAGACAGGCAAGCUGUCCUGCCUGCAGGGCUUCGUGAAGGUUUUAAAAGAAGACGACCGAGCCCUGUUGAAAAGCCACUGUCACACCAGGGCUGUGGCGGUCCUGAAAAAUAAACCAGCGGGCACUUACUUGAAGGAAGCCAUCGCUUACCUCUCCUUGGCCAUCACCGCAGCCAGGGAGAACGCUGUCGAUUCCCUCCUGGUGCGGGCUCAUUGCUACGGGCUCCUGGGGCAGAAGAAAACAGCCCUGUUCGAUUUCAAGGCCGUCUUGAAAGAAGAUCCGAAAAACACCCGGGCUCUUUGCGGAAAAGCUUUCGUCCACCUGGCCCUGGACCAGAAGAAGGAGUCAACCCAAGACCUGAUCUCAGCUCUCCGAGGGGAUCGAGCCUCCGCGGUGGCCGAAAUCGGCUCUCUGAAGCCAGGGGCUCAAGUCCAGGUUCGCUCUUGGCUGCUGGAACACUGCAGGGGCGCGUUGACGGACCUCGGCGGUGGACAAGACCCGCUCGCUGUGGCGGAGGCCUUGGAGGAGCUCUCCAAAGUGGGAGAAGCGUUGGUGGAAAUGGACAACCAGGACAGCGAAGCUCACAUGCUUUGCGUUGACCUCCAAAUCGCGAAGGGGAGACCCAAGACUGCCCUGUCGUAUCUCCAGAGAACGUUUGGACAAAGCGAACCCAGCGACGCCAUCAACUCUCGGCUGGGAAUUCUUCAAGCAGUGUUGGGCAACUUGAACGGUGUCCACAUUUUGGCUACUUUGGCAGGGAAGGAAUGCAAAGACUUAGAGCACCUGAUGGGGUUUUUGGAUGGCAACCAGCAGCUAAAUCUUGCUCAGGUGGCAGCCAGAGAAGCGAAGGCACUGAUGAAUGACCAGUGCCCCCUAGGAGCCAUGAAAUACCUCACCUUGGCCAUCUUGGCAAGCCACAAUAACCCACAAUACCUUCGCCAACGGGUUGCUUGCUGGACCCAGUUGGAAGAUUAUCAAAGCGCCCUGACCGACAUCCGGAAAGUUGUCCAAAACCACGGCACAAACAGCUUGAAAGCUCAAGUCGGUGACUUCUGCUCCUGGGCCUACUUGCUCUUAUCCACUUCUGACGAGGAGCAAUCCGUCAAGCAAUUUAUUCACGCCUUACAGCUUGAAAAAUCCUUGGCCCUUAAGCACACCUCGGCUGGCCACAGGAGGGAAGAGGUGUCCAAAGCCUUCCUACGGACUGCCCGAAAUUAUUUGGCAGCAGGCUGUUAUGAAGAAGCCUGGACCACUGUGAAAUUCGGCCUUCUGGUGGACCAGGCCAACCCUGAGCUUCAAAAGCUAAACGCCAGAAUUAAACGGCGGGGGACUGGUUGCAAAAUUCAGUAA
This is a messenger RNA of Pseudonaja textilis, 3219 nucleotides long. The record is from RefSeq and is a predicted model, not a curated record. NCBI's taxonomy places the organism in Eukaryota, Metazoa, Chordata, Lepidosauria, Squamata, Elapidae.